AUCACCAGGCGAUGGUAGAACCCGAUAACCGCGCGCUUAUAAAUACGGCUGCUCGUCAGGCUGAGGGGACAGUUCGGGGGUGACAGCGCCGACGGUGGCACGCUCUCUCAGUGUCGACAGGUGACGAUUAAGUGGCACAGGAGGUUUGCUACUAGGUGGGGGAGCCCCGAUCACCCCUUAUGAAGGAGGGGACACAUUUUGGUGGUCUGAGCCACAGAUAGAUCUAGGUGUCACCAGCCAGCGAGAGUUCGCCGCCGAGAGACGGGAGAAGCCAGUCAUGUCAGUCAGCAGCGAGGACGCCGAGUCGCACGCGUCGGACUCCGGCGCUGAGGAGACCUGGGUCAGAAGUCCCGGGAGCGCCGCCAGCUCGUCUUCGGAGUCCAGCGACUGUUCCGUGGACGUCAAAGUCAAGAGAACACGGUCUUCUUCAACCGAGGAGAUCAACUACAACCUGCGACCGAAGACCAUUCUCAAUAUCAUCGAGUCGGAAAAGCGUCGGCACCAACCGAGAAAACCCAAGCCGCGGCAGAAGCCACCGCCGCUCAGCAAGUACCGACGGAAGUCGGCCAACUCGCGGGAGCGGGACCGCAUGCACCAGAUAAACUACGCCUUCGAGGCCCUGCGCUGCGUCGUGCCAAAGCUGCCGCCGUCGGCGACUCAGGAUGCUAGUCAUGCCGGGAAGAUGACCAAAAUCACUACCUUAAGACUGGCUAUGAACUACAUAAGCGCACUGCAGCAGUUACUUAAGGACGAUGACGACGGCAACGUGUCCGGGUCGUCGACCUGUACGGAGGACCAGGGCGAUUACAAACCCGAGUCUGCUUCGCAAACCACCACGGACGUUUUUAUGGGGAGCAGACCGUCUCCCCCUGACUACUUCGGCACGACUUGCGAUGUCGACGUCAAGGAGGAGCACAUGGAGGGGGCGUGACCCGCGCUAAGGUGAGACGACCGGGACUCAAUUUGCCAAACUGCUGGCCAGAAAAUCACCCGUGUUAUUUCAUUCUACAUUGUCGUGCGCUGUCAACCAACGACGCCAGGGACAAAGGGCGGAGCCAGGGACUGAAUGAAGCUUCUAAAAACUGUGAAAACUGUCUGUUGUUUCGACAAGACGCGAUUCGGCGUACUACGGACACUACCCGAGUCGCUCUGGCGCAUGCCAAUGACCCAAACAACUGCUCGCACUACUGACUGUGUGUACCUAACAGAUCAGGUACUCUUCUUCCUCUGUAAGAUUGAGAACAAUCUGUACAAAGAUUGGCUAGACCAGUACUAGUUGUUUUUAAUUCCUUGGACAAACUACCUCACCCGCAGCAGCAGUAGUUUAGGAAUUUUUUUCCGUCGAAAGGCCAAAUAUUUCACCUCCGUAGCUACGUGUAUUGCUCAGACCAGGUGCACGGUCCCAAGCUUUCGUACACACGGAAGGGGAGGGGCCGUAGCUAGAAAAAGCGACAUGCCAAAAUAGGAGUAACGCAUUCUUUUGUGAAUACACAUUUCAACUAUCUCUUCCGGGUGGAUAUGUUUAUAUCCGCUACAAAUCUUUGUACAUAUUUUCCGUUCGAGCUGUGUUUUUCUACUGUAUAUUUAUCCAAGACAGUGUGGUAUUUGUGUUUUCAACAACACUCUGCCAUCGUACAAGUAGUGGAUCAUUGUCCAUAGUAACUUCCUGCCUCAAAGAAUAGUUUUAUAUUUGUAGAAUAUGUACUAUAUGUGCUACUAGUCGGCAGCGAUGACAAAUAAUUGUUUUUGUUUGUCAGAACUUUGUACAAAUAAAUUCAGAGAAGUGGA
Molecule: messenger RNA, 1788 nt
Organism: Branchiostoma floridae (Florida lancelet)
Lineage: Eukaryota; Metazoa; Chordata; Leptocardii; Amphioxiformes; Branchiostomatidae
Product: twist-related protein-like
Exons: 1
Coding region: 278-931 (217 amino acids)
Molecular function (GO): protein dimerization activity
Source: RefSeq, a predicted model, not a curated record